Messenger RNA from Rhinichthys klamathensis goyatoka, 997 nucleotides. It is a transcript of the gene pcnp, whose product is annotated as PEST proteolytic signal containing nuclear protein. The transcript is spliced from 5 exons. The record is from RefSeq and is a predicted model, not a curated record. Bases 295 to 603 code for a protein of 102 amino acids. NCBI's taxonomy places the organism in Eukaryota, Metazoa, Chordata, Actinopteri, Cypriniformes, Leuciscidae. Gene Ontology annotation, cellular component: nucleus. Gene Ontology annotation, biological process: protein ubiquitination; proteasome-mediated ubiquitin-dependent protein catabolic process.
AAAUUCCAGUGUUUUGCUGAAAGCAGCCAGUUCCAUUUGAUUUGGUAUUACUGUUGUAUCUGACAAUUAGUUCUAAUCAAAUGAAUCAAGCUAAUCAAUUAGAUUUUAGGCUCAACAGCUUCUCUCUGAGCAGGUCCUCCUGGCGUCCCUCAUCUUUCAGGUAACUAGCUCACCUUUGGUCUCCAAGGCAACAGUCGCUCACCUUGCACGGCAUCAGGGGACAGUCUGCGAAAGCGGCCUGCUCAUGAGAUCGAUCCAGAAGAUGAGGCUAAAAGCAAGCCAGCCCCCCCUAAAAUGUUUAAAUCGGGGUUUAGCAUGACUGCGAAGAAGCCUACGUCCAUCUCUAUCAAGCUUGGAGCAAGUAAACCUAAAGAACCCGCACCUGCCUUACCUGCCAAGAAAGCUGGACUUGCAUCUGUUUUUAACGAGGAUGAUGAUAGCGAGCCUGAAGAAAUGCCACCUGAAGCAAAGAUGAGGAUGAAGAAUAUUGGCAGAGAAACGCCCACAUCAGCUGGACCCAAUUCCUUCAACAAAGGAAAGCAGGGAUUCUCAGACCAUCAGAAACUUUGGGAGAGGAAGCUCAAAUCCCACACAGACAAGUAGUGUCUGGCUUCUUCCAAUAGCUUGCUUUUUGGCACAGAGAUAUUUGUCCUAUCUGUCUUUGUUUGACAAACAUUGUACAAAUGUAAAUAUGUAAUGAAUGUUUAUGCUAUCAAGCAUCUUUUUAUUGUAGCUAUUUAGUUGUAUUAUUUAACCAUGCUGUGGUUAAAAAUGCCUUCCUGUGUAAGGUGCAAAUCACAACAGAGAAAAUGAGCAUAAUCGUUAUUGCUGUACAAUGGUAUGUGCCGCACCGCCCCCUGUUAUCAUUUGCCUAUAGUUUAGUUGUUCUCCAGAGAAGGAAUGUAGUGGUCCAGUCAUUUAGGUUUAAGUUUCAUUCAUAGUAAUGAAAGAAGACUGUAGUUUAUUAAGUCACUAAUAAAGGAGAGAUGUAGUGUGA